AUGCCCCCAAGACGUGCGACUGAAGAAGGUGAGGAAAGCACAGAGGAGGAAGAAGAACUCGAAACGACCACGGGAUCUGAAGAGCAGAGUGAAGUGGAGGCGCCUGUGAAGAACGUUGAGGUGGAAACGGCUGCGGUUUCAGAGGGUUUGCUGGUAAACAAUCCAAAUGACGAGAAAUACGUCGUGAAGGAUGCGCGGCCUGUGCGUACUCCUCCUGAUAAACCUUUGGAAUCGGAAACGUCGGAGGACAUCCGUCUGGAGUCACAGGCGCUCGCAAAGGAUACGAGUAAGCCUGAGGCCAGUCGGAGGGGUCCAGCUCAGGCUACCGCACAGCUUUCGCUUGGCGUGGAUGUUCAGAAGCUGCAUAAUAAACCUAAUGACGAAAUGGUAAUGGUAGAGGAUGGACUCAAUAUUCCCACACCCCGCGGGAACGGCAAAGACAGUGAAGCUGGAGGCGGUUUAAUUCUGCGGAAUGCGCCUCAUGAUGAAGCAAUUCCUUUGUCUACCAUGGGCAGCUCCGUCGGUACGCCCAGCAAACAGGCUCCUGGGCAACUCGGUGCAAUGGCGCCCACCGAUGACGAAAGUAGCGCAGACGAGGAGGCCGAAGAAGUGGAAGGUCACUCCCGCGGCUAUACCAAUCAACGACCCGAGGCCAUUGAUACGGAGACCGAGAUAAAGACCAACGUGAUCCCAAACCUUGAGUACAACCCACAGGAUUACGCCAAAAUUAACAGCACCGCCAGCCGGGAGAUGCAGGAACUCUUUAAAUACAUUCUUGAUUACCAGCCCGUUAUACCGGAACUUCCAGCAAAAUUGCGUCCAUUUAUCCCUGACUACGUCCCGUCCGUUGGAGACCUUGAUCCCUUCUGCAAGAUAUCUCGCCCAGAUGGGCGACCAGAUGGAUUAGGUCUUUUUGUUUUGGAUGAACCUUCUGUGUCGCAGUCUAAUCCUGCCGUCGUUUUGUUAGAACUUCGUGCAACAAACAUUCACUCCAGCGGUGGUUUGGCGGAGGUGGUAGACUCCUUUGAGGAUGCCGCCAAUCGGCCGGAAGUCAUUGACCGCUGGAUUGCGGAUGUCAAGAAGGUGCACUACAAGAAACCCUUGCCGACGACCAACUACCAAAAACCCAUGCCCGAGAUAGAGUCCCUGUUACAGGUUUGGCCCCCUGUGUUUGAAGAGUUUCUUAGCUCGGAUAUUCAGUUUCCCCCGCCGCAUAUUGACAUGGACCUGGACCAGUAUGUGCGCACCCUCUGCUGCAUUCUUGACAUUCCCACCUACAACUCACUUGUGGACUCAUUGCAUGUGAUGUUCACGGUCUAUCAGGAGUUCCGGGCAAACCAGCAUUUUCAACAUGAAUAG
Messenger RNA from Trypanosoma conorhini, 1359 nucleotides. RefSeq lists its product as uncharacterized. The transcript has a single exon. Gene Ontology annotation, cellular component: motile cilium; intraciliary transport particle B; centrosome. Lineage: Eukaryota; Euglenozoa; Kinetoplastea; Trypanosomatida; Trypanosomatidae. The coding region runs from base 1 to 1359 and encodes 452 amino acids. Gene Ontology annotation, biological process: intraciliary transport; cilium assembly. The record is from RefSeq and is a predicted model, not a curated record.